Molecule: messenger RNA, 6297 nt
Organism: Fusarium fujikuroi IMI 58289
Lineage: Eukaryota; Fungi; Ascomycota; Sordariomycetes; Hypocreales; Nectriaceae
Product: related to ankyrin
Exons: 5
Coding region: 1-6297 (2098 amino acids)
Molecular function (GO): protein binding
Source: RefSeq, a predicted model, not a curated record
AUGAGACUUGGCCGUCGCCGAGAGGAAAGUCUCUCAUCGUCCGACGAUACUACGAUAUCGGAUCAGGAUGAUGAGCCACAUUAUGAGUACAUUCUCAAGGAGAUGUACGUGCCUUCCUUGAGUGACAACUCAUUUGCCGGCCAGAAAGACCUUGUGGAAACCACUUGGAAGCAAGAGGGAACAACCGAGCCGUGGUUUGCAAAGCCAGAAUUCCUUGGCCGUCUUCAAAAUUCGGUUCGCGUCCUGUCAUUUGGCUACAAUGCCCACCGUUUCGGCGAUGUCGCCAAUACGAGAAUAAUUCAUCACGCCAAUGAUUUACUCCGAAAUCUGGUUCUCAAACGACUCGAUCACCCAGCAAUACUUCUUUGCGCGACAAACGACGAUUGGAAAGCUAUUAAGCAAGCCACCAAGUCCAUCAUCUUCAUGGGAACUCCUCAUAUGGGAUCUGAGAAAGCUGAAGACCUCGUCGUUGUGCAGAAAUUGGCAUCUUUGAUGAAACUUCAAACGGCGGUUGCGACAAACCUCACAAAGGAACUCCGUGCUUUUUCCAACUCAGUACAAGAUAUCAACAUGGAAUUUACUAUUGAUGUUCACCGUUCGAUCAAGCUCCUAUGUUGCUAUGAGUCUCAUCCGCAGCGGUUACCUAAUGGAGCAAAAGAAAUUGUAAGUGAACCUUGUGGCCAUGUUAAUCCCGCUAACUUCGCCAAGAUAGUCCCUCAAUGGUCUGCUGUCCUUCAAGGCGUCGAUAGCAUAGAUCUGAAUUGUACGCACUCUGGAUUGCCUAAAUUCGCUUCCCCUUUACACCCACGGUUCGAACUGUUCUGGGGCGAAGUUGGAAGGCUAGUUAGACUGGCUGAACCACCUCCAAUCAAACCGUUAAAAAAGGCACCCACAUGGACAGAUGAAGAUGUCCCACAGUACGAGAUACCCUUGGCAUGCCCGGAAACUGCUAACUUCCCCAGGCCGUCACCUCGACCACGCCAGAACCCCCCUCCUCGGCGUCGACAUGAAGCUGGGAAAGCAUCAAAAGUCUCUAGAGAGUCGGCAAUUCGCUCAAGUGUCGACAAACUAUUGAAAGAAGUUACAAGCCGUAUCAAUGCCGACUUACCAACACAACAUGAGACUGCCGUAUCUCAAGCUCAGAAUCGGACACAACCGGAGAAAUUUGAUGUUAGGGAAUUUAGUGAUUUCACCCGCCUUCUCCGCUCUGUGACACCCGAGAAUAAAGGUCUCGAUCGCGAGGCUCCUCACUGGCAGACAUGCUCAUGGAUAUUGGAAGAUCCCACUUUCGUCAAAUGGAAGGAAAGCAAGAGUGGCAGUCUCCUAUUCAUUACAGGGAGCCCUGGAUGUGGUAAGUCAAACUUGGCAAAGUACAUCCAGGGUGCAAUGAAAGCUUCGAACGAUGAAAGGUGGGAGGAGAGCCUUGUCAUACCAUUCUACUGUGAUAGUCUGGAGAGCUCUCGCCACAAUCCUCCAAUAUUGGAUCUUGUUGUCCAAUCUAUGUUGAGCAAGUAUACCACCAUGUCACAAGCGACAAGGAAAAAGCUCGAAUCAGUCUUGGAAACCCUUGGGGUAGAUAGACAGAAGUCACGAUCACCUCUCGAAGCCGAGAAUAGCGGGCAUUUCAUCCAAUUGAUGGAAAUUGUCCAAUUGCUGGUGACGGCUGAAGAUGCUAGACCAACUUGUCUCAUAAUUGAUGGUCUAGAUCAAUGUGAAGACGAAUUCAUCAUCCGGUUGCUCCGUGGGUUAGAUACGAUUUUUCGUCGUGAGUCUUCUGUCUCAGCCCUCAAAGUUGUUGUAACAUCACGCAUGGCAGACUCGAUCCGAGGGUUCGCGCUCGCAAACAACCACAUAGAAGUCACACCAGGUUUGAUCCUCAAUGAUAUCCAAAAAGUAGUCGAUGAAGAAGUCGACCGCAUUAUCUUGAGUCGCCGAAUAGCCACUGUUGGACGAGCUUCUGUUUCAGCCGUCAUCGUUGAGAGGUCGAAUGGAAGUUUCCUUUUCGCAUCAGCAGUCCUCAAGGAACUGUGGCACAUCAAAGACACAGGCGCUAACUCAGUCUUUACACUUGUUACAAGCUGUCCCCCAACCAUGGAAGCGAUAUAUCAACAAGACAUGGACCGCAUUCAGAAUGAUCGCAACGAUUUGUUUCAGUUGAUUCUGAUUAUCUGCAUAGCAAGGUCGACCUUGAGAAUAGAAGAGGCCAAGGAGAUCCUUCGGUUUCUAAAUCCCUCGGUAACAAGGACUUACGAUCUUGUCGGCGAUUUGACAAGAACAUGCCAGCGACUGAUUAGAUUUGGCGCCGAGGACACUCUCGAACUUUUGCAUCAGACUCUUUACGACUUUAUUCUCGACACCUAUGAUGUCAACCUCGUACAUCAAACCCUCGCAACCGCAUGCCUCAACUACGUCAGGGAGAUAGAUUGGGAAUCUUACUACGACCCAUGGACAGACUACUGUAGAGAUGCUCUUGCAGAUCAGUAUGUAUUUCUGGAAUACUCUUCGGCUUGGUUUCGGUAUCAUUUGAAGUUCUUUGGGCCAGAUACCCACAAGAUAUCCCAGGAUUUAUGGGAUUUCAUCCGCUCCCCAGCUGGGGAAAAGUGGCGAUAUUACACGUUCCAGAAACGUACUUGGGGAUCCAGAAGUCCAUCGCCAACACGAUCGCCUGCGUUAUUCAGGCCUCAGACACCGAGUCCUUCUAGGUCUAGGACCAGGUCCUCGAAUGGGUCCAGGACUCGAUCGCCCCCUGCAAUAGAACGCCCACAAACCCCUUCCUCAGCUAUUGACAAGGAGAAUGAAGACGAAGCCGAGGCUGGAUACCUAUCGGACGGCACAGACGAUAGUGUGAGUGCAUGUGACUCUGACGGAUCUGGAGGCCGUGGGCGAUUGAUCACCACGGAUCAAACUUCCAUUCGAUCAGCAAAACCACCCUUGGUGUUGCUCGCUCAGUGGGACGCGGAUCUUGUAAUCAAAGAGAUCUUCUCUCAAGCCCUGAAACUUACCCCAAACCGCUUCCUCCACAAAAUCCAUGAUCUUCUCGUUCAUAUUUCCCCAAAAUCAAAGCAACAAGUUGAAGAAGACCUAGAGACACUAGUCAACAACAUAUGGGAGGGCACUACAGCAAUACACUAUGCUGCAGCCCAGCCGGGGGCAGCUUUGGAGGUGCUUCUGCCUUUCGCAAGGAAUUUAGAUCUGCCAGAUAAUGACGGGUCAACACCUUUGAUCCUUGCCGCAGUCCGUGGCCAUUGCCGGAGCGUACAGGCUCUUCUCAAGGCCGGCGCCAAGAUAGAUGCUGUUGAUCCAUGGAACCAAACGGCAUUGUUCACUGCGGUUGAUGUUGGCGCAGUGGAUGUUGUUCGAACACUUCUUGAGUUUGGGGCGGAUCCCAACAUUUCAUCUAUCAACGGUCAUUCACCACUUGCACUUGCUACAGGGAAGAAUAGUUCUGAAAUGGUCGAACUAUUAUUGGAGUUCUCAGCGGACCUUGACGCUCCUGCAUUCGAUGGAAAACCUAUACCUUUCUUAGCUAGCUGGAUGGCGAGUACUGAUGCCCUCGAGAUUCUGGUACCACAUAACGACGUGGAUCAAGUUUGGCGAAAUGAGCGCUUGAUUCACAUGGCAUGCUUCAAGGGAUGGAAAGGGGUCGUUGAUAAGCUUGUCGAGAAGCAUGCGAACCUCGAUGAUCCUCCCAGAGAUCUGCCAAAAGCUUCACCAGUGGCUCUGGCCGUUGAGUCGGGCCACAGCGAUGUUUUGAGAACGCUUUUGGCUGCGGGUGCUGCAGUCGAGUGCCCCGUGAAGGGGAUGAGCUCUCCCCUACACAUAGCAGUGGCGGCUCAGAAUUUAUUGGGCUGUGAGCUGCUUCUUGAUGCUGGAUGCCAAGUCAACGCAGAAGACAAGGAUGGAAGCACGGCCCUUUCAAUAGCGGCAGAUCUAAAUGAUCUCGACAUGGUCGAAUGCCUUGUCUCGCACGGAGCUGAUUCAAGUAAACCGGAUUAUGAAACACCCCUUCAUAUUGCCGUGGACUGGGGAAACCUUGAGAUGGUCGAAAUUAUUCUUUCGAGCCGGUUCUUUUCCGAUAUAGACGCGAAAGGAGAAAAGGAAUACACUGCUCUUGGUAUUGCAGCGACAACUGGGAGAUUGGGCAUCGUCAGUAUGCUUCUUGAUCAUGGAGCAGAUCCAAACAUACGGAAUGGGCAGCAUAACUCAAGCGCUCCACUACACCUUGCAGCCAACAAAGGUCAUCGAGGUAUCGUGAUAGAACUCCUGAAGCGGGGUGCAGAUCCUUACCCAGAAACUACUAAAGAAUCCAGUGCCUUUCAUGCUGCUUGUAUAGGGGGCUGGUUGGAUGUGAUAGAAACUUUCUUGGAGGUUGUCGAUGAUGUUUCGGAGUUGGUCAACUUCGAAUGGGGCUGGGCAGGAACCCCUCUAAAAGCAGCGGCAUCAGGUGGGAGACUGGAUGCAGUGAAGUUACUUCUCAGUAAGGGCGCCGACCCAAACAAACAGCUGCAAUCCAAGAUCAAUAGGGGCCAGACUGUCAUCCAUGCCGCUGCAGAGGGAGGUAAUACCCAGGUUUUGGAAGUUAUCCUUGACGCAGUCGAUGACUCGUCACUUGAGAUACGUGAUAGAGCUCAGAGGACACCGCUCUGGUACGCUUGCGUGGAAGGACAUGAGGACAUGGUCAAGUAUCUACUUGAACGAGGAGCGUCAACAGAUGUCAUCUUUGAUGAUGGAGAAAACAUCAUACCCACCAUUGUGUCUGGAGGAUCUGAGAAGAAUUUGAAACUCGUAUUGGAGAAGAAUCCCAGCCUUGACACCGAUUGCAUCUUAGCGGAUGGCGAGACCCCAUUAUUCAAGGCGGUUUAUUCUGGCUACGGCAAGAUUGUGUCAAUCCUCUUGGAACGUGGUGCAGACGUGAACAGGAGAUCGAAAUAUGGAAACGUUCCAGUCUUUGGGGCGAUCACCAAUCGUCAGAAUGAGACUUUACGGAUUCUUCUCGAGCAUGAGUCCAUGGAUCUGACUCAACGGGACUCCUUCGACCGGACUGCGCUUCAGAUAGCACAGCAAUCGGGAACACGCUUGAUGCCUGCCAUGGUGUUAGGUUCUGCCAAAGACUCGGAUGUAGAGAGGAUACUUACCGAGAAUCGAGACAUGUAUGGGCUUAACGCUUAUGACCUGACCAGACCAGAAGCCAACAAUCCAGUACCAUUCGAUCGCUGUGUCGAAGGUGUACGUCAGGACGCCCAAAGCCUAUUGGAUGAUUUUGACCUUUACGGGGUAAGAUGGGAGCGCCUUGGCAAGUUUCUGCUCCAGCUUGGGUCGUACAGUUUCGCCCAAGUUGCUCUGCAAAGAAGUGCUCGAGCUGUAGAGACAAACCCCUUAGUUUUGAAGCAUGACAACUACUGUGAUAUGUGUCUUGACACAAUUGCAGGCCCUCGUUAUGUUUGUUGCACAUGCUGCACAGUCGACCUCUGCGAAUUGUGUGUCAGACAGGACAAGAAGCCGGGAAAUCGUACUUGGACCUGCGAUUAUCACACCUUUCUUGCUAUUUACUUGCCCAAGAUUCAGGCCCCAGACAUAAUGUUGAGGACUGAGGUUGACUUCCACAUACCAACGCGGCUGUCUCCCAUCGAAGAGGUAGCAUCUGAAACUAACCAAGGGUGGACAGAAGCAGAUGGCGAUGAACCUUUUCGGCAGCCUCCAUGUCUGCAGGAUGAUGAGGAUGCCCAGGAUAUCGUUUCUAUAUCCUCAGGUGACACUCCAAACAGCCAUACAAUGGCAAUCGAACCUCUCGCCACACAUUCCUCGACGGCAGUGACCAGCUAUUCUUUCGAUGAUGGUGGACUCCCAGAUAAAGCGACUAGCGAUAGCAGUGCGGUAGCAAAGGAAGAGUGGUCAGACAGAACAAAGGACGAGCUUCGAGAGUUUCUUGAAGCAGUUCUCAAAACUUUCACUGCCUACCAGACGCCGAAUGGAAUAUCUAAAUGGAGCUUUUCGGUCGAUGGGUGGACUUUGAGAUAUAAAGAUGAUGCUCUGAAAUCCUCAUGGGUGGAAGGGGAUGAGAAUGCGAGGCUUAUCCAGCCUGUACGAGAGUGGACGUCGCUUCAGCCGUUGACAGAGGCAUACUAUUACCUGUCAGGGCUUUCGUAUCUCAUGGCAGACGUACCACCGUACCUAGUUGCAACUGGACUAGCGUUCCACGGGUAUCAAGAUGAAGCCUUGAAAAGAAGGAGGAGGCUGCAGCGGCUGCAUCAUAAGGUGAUAUUUCCUGUUAAGCGUCACGGGGAGGUCGUAGUGUGA